Messenger RNA from Clonostachys rhizophaga, 2178 nucleotides. NCBI's taxonomy places the organism in Eukaryota, Fungi, Ascomycota, Sordariomycetes, Hypocreales, Bionectriaceae. The record is from the annotation of a GenBank genome assembly.
AUGCGAUGCACUUAUUGCCUAGGCCUCGAUAUUCAAAAACUGAUUGAUUAUGCCGAGGUUGAAUUUUCGGGGUGGUACGUCCCCAAGAGUUCCUUCUAUCAGCACUAUCCCUCGAUUCACGAGCUGGAAAAAUCAGCUGAUGGAGGUUGCGACCUUUGUGCACUUAUGAUAUACGCCUUCAAAAAUUCUAGAUCAGAUGAUCACCAGUAUUAUGCUAGACAGGAUAGUGAUCUUCUUAGUGCCAUCAAGGACUGGGUAGAAACUUCCUCUAUCCGAAUUUCUAUCCAGGCGAGCCACAUUUACGUUGCCAAGCCAUUAGAGGAGGCUCAAAUGCUGGACCUGCUCCAGAUCUCAGCUGGGGAAUACAGGGAGACAAGUUCAGACCCUGAUGAGAGCUCUCUCCAAGAACCGCCGACAGUGUUCCUGCAGUUGUUGACACCUCUAGAUCGCCCGCUGAAACUCGGACGAUACGAUAUUGGGCGCUUCAAAACAGAUGUAGACCUUGGCUCGGACUCCAAUGUCGCCAUAGCCAAGAAUUGGAUCGAUACGUGCUCAAAUCAUCAUCAAGGCUGCCCUUCACCAGACCCCACAAGCUUCCCAACACGUGUUGUUGAUGUAGGAACAAUCGAUGACGCGAACUGUUGCCUUUUGACUCCAAAAACUGGCUUCAUUUCGCGAUAUGUAGCACUGAGUCAUUGCUGGGGUGGCCCUAUUAAGAAUGUCCUCCUCAAGAAGACGCUUUCUGAGUUCCAGACCUGCAUACAUUGGGACGAUCUCGAGGCAAAUUUCCAAGAUGCUGUUAUAAUUACCCGAAACCUCGGACUUAGGUACCUUUGGAUUGAUUCUUUAUGCAUUAUUCAAGAUGACCUCGAUGAUUGGGCUGCUGAGUCUACAAAAAUGGCGGACCUAUAUCGCAACGCAUUUGUGACAAUAUCCGCAAUGUCAUCACCUGUCAGCAACCAUGGCAUCUUUCAGACUCCCAUAGAGGUAGAAAACUCAACUCCAGCAGCUGUUGAUAUCUGCCUAUCGAGCAACAAUCAGACCACUGUUUCAGUCGCAGCGUUCAGUCAAGGAGACAGAUCAAAGGUUGAAGAUCUUCGUUGGCUCUAUUUGUACUCACCGUUAUGCAUGCGCGGCUGGUGUCUGCAGGAGUCUGUGUUAUCUCCGAGAAUCCUACACUAUGGUGUCUCUCAAAUAUACUGGAAGUGCUGCCGUGGCUUUCAAUCUGCAGAUGGUGCCCUUCCGGGCAAUUUGUUCCCCGAAAACGAGUUCUACCCGGCGCUAUCUUCUGUUUUGUACUCAGACCUUGCAAGGGACGGUGAUUCAUUAACAAUAGUUCCUCUGAACAAGAGGAUGCUCAUGGAUGAGUUUUACGAACUGGUCAACCAGUACACGAAAAGAAAGCUAUCGUACUGGGCAGAUAAGUUGCCGGCUUUCUCUGGACUUGCUCAGAAGAUGCACACCGCCAUUGGCGGGAAGUACCUCGCCGGAAUUUGGAGUAAAGAUAUCCGGAGAGGCCUCUCAUGGCAAAAAGAAAUGUCAUGGGCGAGACAUGCGUCAAUAUACCAGGCCCCAUCAUGGUCAUGGGCCACUACCAACGACUUAGUCAAUUUUGAUAACCCUGAUUCUUUCGAGGAUGAAGAAAACCUUAUCCUUGUAGAAUCAGACAUCCAGUUGGUCAAUGAAAACAACCCAUACGGCGCUGUGAGGUCUGGUUACAUUGUUGUACGCGGACUUACAAUGGAGCUCUGGCGUUCUCAGGGGACUAUCAGCCAGAUAGAGCUUGAAUCAACGGCAGACUUUGGGUCCGCCCAAUGGGAUGAGCCAAUGUUCGAAGGAGAAUAUCAUGGACUGACAAUGAGGCAUAUAUGUGAAGUGGUAGAUGCUGAUACGGGGGAGCAGUCAUGUUUUGUGGAGGGGAUUGAAGCUGGAUACCGUGACUUGCUCGAGGCAACAGUACCAGGGCUGGAGGAUAUUGAGUCAAAGGGCUAUAAAGUUCUUUUGGUGAGCAAGACUAGCCCCACAGAAGAAGAUCAAAGAGAAGGGGGACAUUGCAUUAUACUAGAAAGGGAGGCGGAGGAGGAGAAUGCCUAUCGAAGGGUAGGAUUUCUGUCUUUGUUUCCAUACCCUCUUACACGAUUCAAAGGUUGGAAGACCGAGACUUUGAAGCUUAUAUGA